Hydractinia symbiolongicarpus is the source of this 2167-nucleotide messenger RNA. Its product is annotated as translation initiation factor IF-2-like. The transcript is spliced from 18 exons. The coding region runs from base 116 to 2092 and encodes 658 amino acids. Gene Ontology annotation, biological process: translational initiation. NCBI's taxonomy places the organism in Eukaryota, Metazoa, Cnidaria, Hydrozoa, Anthoathecata, Hydractiniidae. Gene Ontology annotation, molecular function: GTPase activity; GTP binding; translation initiation factor activity. The record is from RefSeq and is a predicted model, not a curated record.
UUUUUUUAUUUUUCUUGAUAGGCAAUUAAAUAAUUUUUUACCAUGUAGUGGUAGUGAAGAUGAUCUUAGUUGUUGAAAGUUGUUAGACUUUUACUUUGUAACCAAUUGUGGUAUCAUGGAUAAAAAGGUGCUACAUAUGUGUCACAAAGUUUUGUCUUAUCGAAACAUUAUCUUAAAGAGAAGUUGUUUUUUGCAACAAAGACGUUAUUUGUUGUUAUCACAUAAAAUCAAUUUAAAUUCAAAUCUGAAAACUUUGAAUAGCACUACACUGAUUUUAUCUUCCAAUGUCACGGUAAAAGAGUUAGCAGACUCUAUGAAAAUUGGUUCUUCAUCAUUAUUGAAACUUCUUGAAGACUACGGUUAUGCAACAUUGAACGGUGUCAAUACAGUCUUAGAUCUGGAUAUUGCAGAAAUAGCUGCAGAUGAAUAUGGCUACACUUUGGAAAAAGAAGAAAAAAGUUCUUUGCUUUCGCCAAGACCUCCAGUUGUUACCAUUAUGGGACAUGUUGAUCAUGGUAAAACAACUUUGCUAGAUUAUUUGCGAGAAACUUCGAUUGCAGAAGGGGAAGCUGGCGGUAUAACACAAAAAAUAGGAGCUUUUUCAGUGCAAGUUCCUGGAUUGGAUGAGAAAGUCACAUUCAUAGAUACACCAGGACACGCAGCAUUCAAUGCCAUGCGUGCUCGUGGAGCUAAAAUGACAGAUGUGGUUGUUUUAGUAAUUGCUGCUGAUGAUGGAAUUAUGGAACAAACUGUUGAGUGUCUGAGAUAUAUCAAAGAAGGAAAUACUCCGUUGAUAGUGGCAAUAAACAAAGUUGAUAAACCAAAUGCCAAUCCUGAUAAAAUAAAAAGGGAAUUGCUAAGUACGGGAAUACAACUUGAGGAGUUCGGUGGAGAUGUGAAAUGCAUCGAAAUAUCAGCACUCAAGGGUACCAAUAUUGACAAAUUUCUUGAACUACUUCAUAAAUUUUCGAGGGAGAACAAUUUUCAGUCCUCACAGGAUUUACCUGUGAAAGCAGUUGUCUUGGAAGCAGAAAGUCAUAAACAGAAAGGAAUAAUUUCUUCGUUAUUAUUGAAACAAGGAUGCCUUACUAAGGGGAAAGUUCUGCUAGCUGGAUCAGCAUUUGCAAAAGUACGUCAAAUUUUCGAUGCAAGUGGCAAUGUUUUGCCAAAAGCAGGACCUUCAGAUCCAGUCCAAAUAUUAGGGUGGAGAUCUUUACCAUCACCAGGAGAUGUUGUUAAUGAAGUUACGGAUGAGGCAGAAGCUCGAAGCAUACUAAAACUUCAAGCAGAUGACUUAAAGCCGGAAAAAGUUGUACAAAAGCCACUUAAAAAGGCGCCCGGUAAGAAAGGUUUGACUGAAGAAUUCAAGAGUGGACGUUCGAAAAGAAUUCCAUAUCGUGUCACAUUGCGUAUGGAAGCAUCGUCUGGAGUAAAAAAGGUUGAAGCACAGAAGAUGAGCAUAGAUGUAAUAAUAAAAGCUGACUUAAGUGGUUCGUUAGAAGCAAUCGUCAACAUACUUAGUUCAUUCCAUUCUCAAGAUAUUCAGUUGAACAUCAUGGAUGCUGCAGUUGGCUCAGUAUCAGAAACAGACUUGCGAAUGGCCAACACUUUUCAAGGUAUUAUCUAUAACUUUAACACACAGUUACCAAAAGAUAUUUUAAACAAAGCCGAGCAACUGAACAUCCCUGUGCGUAGUUUUGAUGUUAUAUACAAGUUACUUGACGACUUAAAGGAAGAAAUCGAAGACAGGAUGCCAAUGAAAGUGGAUGAAACAUUCAUUGGAGAGGCAGAUGUGUUGAAGGUGUUUCGUUUAACCGGUACACGAAAGAAUGUAGCUGCUGGUUGUCGUGUAAGAGAUGGUUUUCUUGACGCGUCUGAUAGUACCCAUGUUUGGAGAGUGAUGCGGGGUAACGAAAUCGUACAUGAAGGUCCCAUUAAAUCUUUGAAACAUGGUCAUUCAGACGUAGCAACUUGCAAGAGAUUAUCAGAAUGUGGAGUUACACUAGCUAAGUUUGAACAAUUUGAAGAAGGGGAUAGAAUUGUUUGUCUGAAGAUUGACAAACAGAAACAAACAAUUGAAUGGAAUCUAUAGCAUUCAAAUUUUAUUUAUAAAAAUUCCUUGUACAAAUCUAUUUCUUUACAAAUAUGCAAUACAUGCAUUUCCAGA